GGCCAUCCAAGAGCUGAGUCAUCGGCCUACUCCACGGGCCGCACUAACCAUUAGUAGAACGAAACGCUAUGGACGACGCCCAAAUUCAUCAGGCUCGACGUGUCUAAAUGAGACUCUAGAAGAGAUCGGUAACCGCUCGGCAUGAGCCAAUCAUUUGGCGAUAAACAAAUACACAACAGAACGUCCAGACGAAUGAUCAUUAAUGAGACGAGAAAAUGAGCGUUACAGACUUGCUAACGCGGGCGGAAGCCUUGUGCAAGAAGUAUGAGAAGUAUGAUUUGGACAAGAAGCAAGAUGCCACUGUUUACAAAAACGAUCGUUUCAUGAUGCUCUACACAACUCUUCAAGCCGAUCUUGAGGCCGCUAUGCAAAAAGCAAACGACGCAUCCAUUGAAAAAAAUAGAGCAGUAGUUGCUACCUUAAAUGCGGAGGUGCGACGUGCUAAGGCUGCACUCAAGGAGCAAAUUCCGAAACUUACGAAGUAUGCUGGAAAAAAGGUGAAAGGAGCUACGAAGGAGGAUCUUGCUUUACGCCCAGAUUUGGUGCUCGGCCUCGUGGCAAAGAUUGAGGAUAUUCCAGACGGUGUGGUAGCUCCUCGUAAGCCAGUCAAAGGGAAAAAGGGAAAAGGAGCAGCGGAGACCAUCAAAAUUGAUGCCAUGAGUCCAGAACAAGUCAUGAGUGGCAGCCAGAACCAGAGCUCUGAAGAAUCGUCAAGUUUUGCCCAAGAAGCGGAUAGACGAAAAGCAAAACAGGAUGAGAGUUUAGAAGUGAUAUCGGAGGGUCUCACGACAUUAGGAAACAUGGCUCAAGACAUAAACGAGGAGAUGGAUAAACAAACUACUCUAGUUGACGAGAUCGACUCAAAGGUGGACAAGGCUGCGACUGAAAUGAAGAGUACGAAUGUAAGGUUGAAGGAGACUCUGGUCAGGCUGCGGUCGAGCCGAAAUAUCAUGGUCGACAUAGUUUGUUUGAUCGUCAUUAUGUCCAUUGCUGCCGCGUUGUACAAGUUUGUGAAUCUUCCCCCUACAUUCAAGCACUUCUCUAUGAAUUUGAUCUUCCGUUUAUGACAACUGGUACUAAAUUCCAUUCAUUUUUCUUGAUCUAUUGUUAUGACCUUCCUCUCUACGUCAAAAUACAUACAUACAUAUUCGAGAGAAACCUGUGUCAACGCUGCCCGGAAGAGCACUUAGCUUGUGUUGUACUCGCAGAAUAAUCAUAGACAAGAAGGCCAAGCAAGCAGCCACCACAACCACCACAUAGACUGGCUACAUAUGUGCGUCAUAUUGGUCUUCGGAGAUCAAUUCUUCUAGCACCCAUACUCUGGGUAUGUGAGUUUUUUGGAUUGAAGAAGUUUACUAGCUCAAAAUGCAAGCUUGCUUCAGCUGUAUGACGUCAAUUCUGGAAAAAGCGGAUGGACAUUCAAGAGUAAAAACUUCGGACACACUUUUAUCUCUGUUUACAAGGAGACCAUGAAAUGGUAUAUGGCUUGUCUCCUGGCUACGGGUACUACCACAUUAAGAAAGAAAGUUGGAUUGAUAUACCAUGGCAGUAUGACAUAUUAGGUGUGAGUUGCUUAUAGCCGUGGAUGUAAAUUCAACUAUCGUCGAUAAUGACUUGCUCCAUUGGUUUCGAACAACAAAGAAAGCAACAUAGUGUUUUUCAGUAUAUUUGGUAUAAUAGCCAAUCCGAUGGUGCAGGAGGAAUUUGACCGAUGAAAUAUAUCCAGGCCGAUUCCUUGGACUGCAUUUGUUGGUUAUCAUGGCCAUCCCAGUGAACUUAUUUCGCAGGUUCUAAUGUCUGGAGAAACAAUUUCUUCACGGACCAGGAGACACAGUGCUGGAAAAAAUUACCGGAAGGCAAGUGCAUGAUGAGCAUGUAUGAGGCUAAUCUGUUUGAGGUUCCCAUUCUCUUGACUCAAGACGCUGGUCUGCUGGAAGUGUUUAUCCUUCCAUGGUCCAGGGCUCUUGAAGUUUAUUGGAAGAAGGUAAUCAAAACAUGUACAGGUUGGUUUACAGCUUUUACCUUGGAAUAGUGUCCACAAUGAGAAUAUCCAUCGCAUCUGCAUGGUCUUGCAGGCGCUGUCAGAGAUAAACUUCAAGGGAUAGUAAUGAUUUGAUGGGUAUCCUCGUAGUAUUCGGUUGUGUUGAAGUACGUUGUCGACCAAGAUUUGGAGGAUACGAUACGGUGACGUCCGGAUGAUGAAACUCCAGGUAAAUUCCGAGGCAAUUCUGGAAGAAGGGCCAUGCAUUGUUUCUGCGGCUGCCAAAAUUUCUCGACAGCAAUUAAUUGGCUCAUCGGUGCACAAUACUACCGACAUGCAUGCCUUCAUUUACCAGAAACUGUAGCAGUGGCCAUGGCGGGCUUCGGAUGGGGUAGAAACCCAUGAUUUCUUGGGAAGUUCACUGAAGCCUUCGUAGUACUAUCGUCGUAGCUACUCGCGAACAAAUUUUCCAUCACCAAAUUAUCACUGAGAAAGCCGAAUCGAAAGAUGCCGAAGUCGUUUCCUUGAAUGAUCAAAUAAUAUGCCGGUCAACUCCAGCAUCAUGUGCCACCGUGGCACAGAAAUGUUGGAAUAGAAAGUACCAAAAAGUGAGAUUUCCGAUCAUUUUGUCUUCGCUUUUCUCUCUGUGUUCCUAUUCCCUUUUAUACCAAGUCGUUUGUCCCUACGACCAGUUACCAAUCUAGACCGCAGAUUUGGAAUUCAUGUCGCUGUUCGCUAAUUGUCACUUCAGUGCGUACUUUGCCGUAGUUAUGGAAGGGAAGGAAUCAAAAAGAUAACGAGGGGACCGAGCAGUAUACCGAACCACGGAAGUCCCCAUCGGAUCUUACAUGGAUGGAAGGAGUUUUAAAUAGUAGUACUACUGUAUUUAGGCCACCGUGCGUUGAUUUGUAACUUCCAUUAAUGGACCUUACUUCAGUUCAACUUUCCCUCAGGUCCAGUAUAAAUUAUGUCAUGUCAUGACUUAGGGCCUAGUCCAUCUUCCUCAUUUGGUUUCAUGUUUACAGGAUUUAUGGUCUUCCAGCUAUAUUAUUUGGUUCCCUCCUUGUUUAGCACACAGCGUUGCUUCCAUUAAGAUGUAUAAAGUAAACUCAAAUUCUUACUUUAUGAACAUAGAAUUUAUGAACGCUCGUUAGAGUGAUGAAUGUAUUUCAAUACCUGAUAAAUCUCUCUUCUAAC
Molecule: messenger RNA, 3178 nt
Organism: Marchantia polymorpha subsp. ruderalis
Lineage: Eukaryota; Viridiplantae; Streptophyta; Marchantiopsida; Marchantiales; Marchantiaceae
Source: the annotation of a GenBank genome assembly